AUGGAAAAGUCGGCAGAGGCCGGUGUUGAGUCCCCCCAGAUAUCUUGUCCGUCGGACCAGCAACUUACUACAGAUGGUGUCAACCCGGCCACAGAAAAGUCCACGGAGGCGCACCAGUCAGAAGCAGAGGAAGAUUCACACUGGAUCACAGGGAGAAAGCUGCUUGCCAUCAUGGUCUGUAUAACCGCCGUGUUGUUCCUCGUGUUCCUGGACACUGCCAUCAUUUCCACUGCCAUCCCCAAAAUCACGGACGAGUUUCAUUCCCUCCACGAUGUGGGAUGGUAUGGGUCAGGCUUCCAACUGCCCUCAGCGGCAAUACAGCCCCUGACUGGAAAAAUAUACUCGAAAUUCAGGAACAAGUGGACCUUCUUAAGCUUCUUCCUCCUCUUCGAGAUUGGAUCUGUAAUUUGCGGGGCGGCCACGUCCUCUACGAUGCUCAUUGUCGGACGAGCGGUGGCAGGGAUGGGAAGCGCUGGCCUAUUGACCGGGGGGUUAAUCAUCAUCUCCGCCUGCGUCCCGUUGCACCGUCGGCCGGUCCUAGUUGGAGGCGCUCUGACCGAGUACACAACCUGGCGGUGGUGCUUCUACAUCAAUGUCCCCAUCGGCGCGGUGGUCGUCUUGUUCAUGAUAUUCGUCGUCAUCCCCGACGGCAGCGUCAAGGCCGGGCCUCUGACUGUCCUGCGCUCUAUCCAUCGCGAGCUGGAUCUCGUCGGGUUUGCCCUGUUGGCCCCGGCCGUCAUUCAGCUCCUCCUGGCGCUGCAGUACGGCGGCAACCAGUUCAGCUGGAACUCGUCCCAAGUCAUUGGGCUCUUCUGCGGUGCCGGCGCCACCGGCCUCGUCUUUUGCGCCUGGCUGCUGCACCGCGGCGACGAAGCCCUCAUACCACCGUCGCUGGCGGGCACAUCUGCCGUCUGGUCAGCCUCCCUGACCCAGACGUCCUUGUUCACGACCGUCUUCUUGGCAGCUUACUUCAUUCCCAUAUACUUUCAGACCGUCAAGGGCGCGAGCCCUCUGCUGUCGGGGGUCUACAUGCUGCCCGCCAUCUUCGCGCAACUCUUGGGAGCCGUCUUGUCAGGGGCAAUGGUCCAGAGGACGGGCUACGUUAUUCCCUAUGCGCUCGCCGCUUCUGCGCUCACGGCUAUCGGCAAUGGCCUGCUCGCCCUCUAUUCGCCUUCCACGUCCGUUGGCAAGUGGGUUGGCUACCAGCUGAUUGCCGGUCUAGGACGCGGUCUUGGAUUGCAGAUGAGCUUGCUUGCCGUCCAGACGGCUCUCCAACAGUCUCUCGUUCCGGUUGCAACCUCGCUUGUCAUCUUCGUACAGACUCUUGGCACGGCCGUCUUCCUGGCCGUCUCCAACACUCUUUUCGACCAGAGUCUUGUCAGCGAGCUGUCCGUGAACGCACCCAAUGUCGACCCCACCCAAGUGAUCGCUGCCGGAGCCACCGGGUUUCGAGGCCAUGUGAACGUCGAGGACAUCCCCGGCAUCUUGUUGUCUUACUCGAACAGCAUCGACCGUGUUUUUUAUAUCGCCGCUGCGCUUGGGGCUGUCGCAUUCGUGACAUCUAAUUUCCUAGGGUGGAUUGAUUUGCGAUCAAAGAAACCGGUUGCGGCGGGAACAGUGGAGGCGUGA
Messenger RNA from Trichoderma breve, 1629 nucleotides. Its product is annotated as major facilitator superfamily domain-containing protein. Gene Ontology annotation, molecular function: transmembrane transporter activity. NCBI's taxonomy places the organism in Eukaryota, Fungi, Ascomycota, Sordariomycetes, Hypocreales, Hypocreaceae. The record is from RefSeq and is a predicted model, not a curated record. The transcript is spliced from 7 exons. Gene Ontology annotation, biological process: transmembrane transport. The coding region runs from base 1 to 1629 and encodes 542 amino acids.